Messenger RNA from Homarus americanus (American lobster), 5022 nucleotides. It is a transcript of the gene pasha, whose product is annotated as microprocessor complex subunit DGCR8-like. Gene Ontology annotation, cellular component: microprocessor complex. The transcript has 13 exons. Gene Ontology annotation, molecular function: primary miRNA binding; double-stranded RNA binding; identical protein binding. Lineage: Eukaryota; Metazoa; Arthropoda; Malacostraca; Decapoda; Nephropidae. The record is from RefSeq and is a predicted model, not a curated record. The coding region runs from base 2286 to 4277 and encodes 663 amino acids. Gene Ontology annotation, biological process: primary miRNA processing.
AGUAAAAUCAUCAAAAACAUUUACAAUAGAUUUAACAUGUACUGUAUAUAGAAAAUGCAGGUACAGGUAUAUAGACCAUACUGGUGUACAAUUUCUAGUGUACCUAGAUGGUGUAGGUACAGGGUGUAUAACACUAGUAAAGCACAUCAACCAAGAAUAACUGACAGUUGUGUGAGGGCCAGAACUGUUCCCAUAAGAAAUUAAGUUUGAUGAUAGAACAAUUCACAAAUAAUCGAGGUUUUCAGGAACUUAUUAUCGUUUUUUAUUGAGGGUCCAGUGUACUAUACAGGUAUAAUAAUGGAGUCCUGUGUACAGUACAGUAUUGACUUUGUAGUGAAGAUUGAUAAGAACAGUAGUAUAGGUAUUAAACAUUGUUGUCAAUACUGUAUUGUAUUACGUCUACUUUGGACAGUUUUUAUGGCUGUAACUUACAGUUUAGUUUUAUAACCACAACAUCGCUGGUUGGGGCUUCUGUAAGUAUAUUUCAAGAGUGCAUAAGCAAAGACAGCAGAUGAAUCUCACCUGUAUUGUGCAUUGCAACAGCGCUUUUGAUGAGGGAGUGAUUUCAAUGUGUCACCUCUCUUUACCAGAACUAUUGUCAAUGCAUUUAUGUCACCAUAUGCAUAGCAGGACAAUGAAAUGUCUCCGCUCCACCCAUGGAUUAUAUACAGUAUGUACAUAAGAGGUGGGAUCCAAGGGUUGCAACAGACCUUAACCUACCUCCCUAGAUGUGGCUCAACCGGACAAUGUAAGGUUGUAGCCUUUUGUCUAGGUGGUACAGGGUCUGUCAACAUCCUCUCUCAUGCCUGCAGGCGCCACCACUAUAUCAGGCUUUUACUCUACAGGCAAAGAUAUAUUGUCUCUGACUCGAGGAGAACAUUGAUGAUAUGUCUGAUACACGACGUAAGAGCUGUGUGCUGUUCUGUUGUGGUGUUUGAACCCCAGCAUAAGGGCCACUGAGCAGCAAGGUUACAGCAUCAUCACAAUGUUGUCCUCACCUGAUCCAUGUUUGUUGUGUAUACUGUACAAGGUGCUGUAACUUUGUAGCUGAGUCGCCCCUGUGUAAGGGACCCAGGUAAGCAAGCAGCAGUGAUUUGUAUCUAUGAUAUAUUUCAGGGUGAUCAAAAUAUAUUGUAAAUAAUAGUUUAUCUUUGUUGAAUGAUUGAAAUAUUUAGUAAAUGUGCCUAAUUGUCCUGUCAUCUAAGCUUCACCCAUUUUUGGCCUGAACCUUUGCAACAAUCACAGAUCAUAAAAGUUGAGUGGUUGCUUGGUGCUGAGUUGAUCCAUGGGUCACUUAGCUACCAAGAACCAGUUAACAACCAUAAAUGUGAGGGCUGAUAAGUAUGGUAUUAGUGGUUGGAGUUUAGCUUAUAGGUCAGUUAUGUGGAGUGUGUUGACAUUGUUGUGGUCUCAAAGGUGAUAACUACAGUUUACAUGUGAAGCUGCUUGACUCACGCAUCUGAUAUGGAGACUUGUGUAAACCUGAAGGAACAGUAAGAUAUGACAUUUGUAAUGAGUUGAUAUAAUACUGUACUGAUUUAUGUGCAGACAAAUUACUUAUAAAAGCUUACCAAUAUUUGUCUGGUAGAAUUAAGGUCUUUUAUGUACAGUUGCCAUCACCUGCAUCUGGGACAGUGUCUGGUGCAUUUUGGGAGAUAUGGCAACUGUGUGUUUGUUUACUGUUACAGGUGAUAAUUGAAGGCAACUGUCCACAUAUUAAAUACAGUGCAGCACUAGCAGUGUAUUGAGAAUGGCACAACAUUUAGCGGGUCGACUGAAAAUACCACAAAUUGUGUACAGUUUAGAAAAUGUUUUAUCAGUAACAAAGACUUCCUUAAAAUAAGCUCUCCAUACUUAAUAUAUUCCCCAGAACUAAAAGAAAACAAUGUGUCUAGAUGAAUGAUUUAUUGAAGCAGGCAAGAAAUAUUUCAGAAUUUCUAUACAGUAGCCCACACAUGGUGAGUCUUGAUGUAAGCCUGUCUGUUGAAAGUACUGUAUGGAGACAGACCAGAGCUGUACACAUGAGUACUUUCUGCGAGUUGUGUCACUGACCUCAGGCAGAUGAAGGUUUGAGAGUUUAAUUUGUUGUAUGUUUUCACUCGUUCUUGUUUCUAGAUAUAACUUAUACACAAUGUUAAGGGACAGAAUGGUGUAAUUUUUAUUUUUUUUUUUUUUUAUGAAAAUGAGUUCAUCCAACUGAGAUCUUUCCUCAACUCUGCUGUUUAUGUUGUCUUAAAUUCCAACUUUUAUUUCAUCAUGGAUUUAAUCUUGCAGAAGAAUAAGAAAUGUCCAAAGUAGAGACUAGCCCCGACGGCCCUCCGAGAAAGCUCCCUCGUCUCGACAGUGAAGGAGAUGAGGGAAGAUCGUCGUGCCCGGCACCCGGAGGCAGCAGCAGCCAGGGCCCGGACAGAGAGGACGCUCUGUGGUCGUGGGCAUCAACUGGAUUGACCUCUACUCGGGCGUCUGGUGGGAAUGAUGCGUUGUCAGACUCCCGGUACGAAGGCUUCCAGUUGUUGGAUGAAGUACACGAUGGCGAUGACGACGAUAAUGAUGAACCAGAUGGUCAAGACUCGGAGGAGGACUACGAAUAUGACUCGGAAGUGCCAGAGGAAGAGAUUGAUGCCUUACUUGAAGAAGGACUACCGGAGGAGAUGAAGGGCCCCAGGAAGAGGAAGAAAGACACUGUUCUUGGUGAAGGAGAAGAAGCUCCUUAUGAUGAAAGACAAAAAGUUGUUCUUGUGGAAAAGGGGAGUAAUCACUUCGAGGUCUUGCCUGAAGGGUGGGUGCAGGUGACUCAUAACAGUGGUAUGCCCGUCUACCUCCACAAGCAGUCGAGAGUUUGUACCAUGGCCAAACCUUACUUCCUCGGCCAAGCUAGUGUUAGGAAACACGACAUCCCCCUGAGCGCCAUCCCGUGCUUCCAGUACAUGAAGGCUCUUGAGAUUGAGAAGAACAACACAGAGGAGAGCAAAGAGAUUAACGAUCAGGAGAAAGAUGAACAAGAAGACGGUGAACAGAGAGGGGAGGAGUCCAUGAUAGGGGUGAUGGAAAAUGGAAUUGAUGGCAUGAAGACAACACCAAGUGGGAGUCGACCUUCAGGGUGUCCGGUGGCAACUGGGAGUCUGGCUGCUGCCCUCGCCCUCAACACAAACAAAGAAGGUGUGUCUCCACCGGCCGCCCUAAUGGUGGGAAAUGCCAAGAUUGAGACAGCCGUUGAGAACUUGCAGCAGCAGUCCCUGGAUGUGUCGGAGUUACGAGAGUACUGUACUAAACGCUUCCAGUUUAAGAGCAUCAAAAUCAUCAGGUUCAAGUCUUGGGCAGAAAGAAGAAGAUUCCAGAAGGUGAACAAGAAGAAAGAUCGUCCACAGUUACCUGAAGGAACCAAACUGAUCUCAUUAAGGAGACAAGAGGAGGAUGGCGCCCCAGCAGCCAGCAGCAAGAAGGAAUGGAUCAUGAACCCUAAAGGAAAGAGCUAUGUGUGUAUCCUUCACGAGUACGUCCAGCACGCUCUAAAGAAACAACCCAAGUACGUCUUCAAGGAAGUUGAGAAUGCUGCCACACCUUACGCAGCCACCAUCAUCAUCAAUGAGAUGCAGUACAGCACAGGGUACGGCAGCAGCAAGAAGCAGGCCAAGACCGAGGCAGCCAAGGCCACCCUGGAGAUCCUUCUGCCUGAGCUGGGGGAGAAGAUCAGAGAAGAGUCCAACACUAAAGGGGAUGCUGAUCUGUCUUUCUUCGACGAGAUCCGUAUCGAGGACCCCAGAGUACCCGAGCUGUGUAACAAGACGAGCGAGCUCUCCCCGUAUUCUAUCCUCCUCAAUUGCUUACAAAGAAACUUCGGCCUUAACGGAGCAAACAUAGACUCCAGGCUGGUCACUCAGAAGAAUCAAAAGAAUGAAUUUGUGAUGACCGUCGGCAAGCACACGGUCCAGGUACAGUGUAAGAACAAGAAGGACGGCAAGCAGAGAGCAUCACAGGCUAUCCUUCAGAAACUCCACCCACACAUCAGUAGUUGGGGAUCUCUGCUACGACUGUAUGGGAAUAGAUCGAUGCAAACUAUGAGGGAAAAGAAAGCUGAGGAACAAGAAAUUACAUUACUUCAGUCAAAUGCCACAGUCAACCAACCCAACACCUCCAUCAUCAACAAACUCAAACAAGAAAUGCUUAAACUACAGGAAUUAAAGAACUCCAUCCAACCCAUAGGAAAGUUUCUCCCUCCUGAAGAUGUUGCUCUGCCAUCUGCUUCUGGAAUAGACCUGAAUAAUGUGGACUUGUAAAGAAAUGCAGCUGGUGUUUUUGUAGUAAGUACAUGAUUGAUGGGAGGUGAAGUGCAGCUGGAACCAUUUUAAGAUGUGCAGCUGAAACCAUUUUAAGAUGUGCAGCAGUGAUGGAGGGAAAUGCAGCUGUUACCAUUGUCAAAUGUGCAGGAGUGACAAAGAUGAGCUUUAAUGACUGGGAUAGCUGAGAACCUUGCUAGUCACUUAUUCCCAGUAGUAAAUGAGGAAGUUGAUGAAGACACCAAUUUUCAGCCAUCACAAACAUUUUAUCUUCCCAUGGAGGUUGUAUUUUCCCGGAAGAAGUAUGGCACUGUACCUCACUCUACCUUACUAGCAGAGAUUCAAGGCAGGUGGUCGUCGUUCACCGCCGUAGGUAUUCAGAUUGUGAAUAUUUGCACUUCUUAUGCAAGGUGAAUUUACAUCAUUCAUUAAGCUGUGAUGAAAAAUGAUUGAAAAGUUAACUGUGAUAUUUUAAAGUGCAUAUGCUUGAUAAAUUUUAUACAAUUAUGAAUGAAUUCUUGACCAACUUACCGAGGUCAUUACUGUAAUAGAUCUUGUCCAUCCCAAGUAACUUGACUAUUAGUUUAGAUGUUAUUUAAGAUAUAAAUAUAUCAUUUUCUUUUUAUUGUAUAAAAAAAAUAUAAAUGAAAACUUGUAAAGGUUGUACAGUACAUUAAAAAAUCACAAGAAAUGAAAGAAACCCAACAUUUACUGUACUUUUAAAGAGAAUAAAGAGUUUUACACA